GAAAAUCAAUGAAGAAAAAACCAAUUUCCAAGUUAUGCUGAUCAAGUCAGUCAAUGAAGCAACUCCAUUGCUGUUUCCAAAAUCCUUUUGCUUCAACUAUAUAUACUUCACUUUGCAGGUUGCAUAUCAUCUUCAUAAUCAUGUUUUUCAGUAUAAUGAGUGGUGGGUCUAUGCAUUCUGUUUUGGUUGGGCUUGUGUGCCUGGCCAUUGCCUCUGCUAUUUCUUGUUCAAGUGUUGGAAGCUCCAACAACAUCAUGUGCUUGGAGAGUGAAAGGCAUGCUCUUCUCCGGUUCAAACAAGGCCUUGUGGAUGACUCCAAUGCUCUUGCCUCUUGGAAAAGUGAGAAAGAUUGCUGCAAGUGGAGAGGAAUAGCGUGCAACAACCAAACAGGUCAUGUCACCACUCUUGAUUUCUCCUUUGGUUAUGAUUCAUAUCUCAAUUCUACUGAAAUUCUUUUAAGAGGUGAAAUUAGUCAUUCACUACUUGAAUUGCCAUAUCUAAAUUACUUGGAUCUCAGUUAUAAUGAUUUUGAAAGAAUUGUGAUUCCCAAGUUCAUUGGCUAUUUGAGUCAAUUGAAAGAACUCAAACUUGCAGAUGCUAAUUUCAGUGGACCUGUUCCUCCCCAACUUGGGAACCUCUCUAAUUUGCUCACUCUUGAUCUUUCCUACAAUGAUUUUGAAGGAAUGAUGAUUCCCAAAUUCAUUGGCUCUCUGAGUCAAUUGAAAGAACUCAAACUUGCAAAUGCUAAUUUCAGUGGACCUGUUCCUCCCCAACUUGGAAACCUCUCUAAUUUGCACACUCUUGAUCUUUCCUACAAUGAUUUUGAAGGAAUGAUGAUUCCCAAAUUCAUUGGCUCUCUGAGUCAAUUGAAAGAACUCAAACUUGCAAAUGCUAAUUUCAGUGGACAUGUUCCUCCCCAACUUGGAAACCUCUCUAAUUUGCACACUCUUGAUCUUUACCGUAACCAAGUUGUUAGUCCUGAAAAUCUUGAGUGGUUAUCUCAUCUUUCUUCCUUGAGAUACCUGAACAUGUCAUAUCUAGAUUUGUCAAAGGUUGUGAAUUGGCCACAAUCUUUAAGCAAGCUCACUUUACUGACAGAGCUUCAGUUAUCUUCCUGUCAUCUUCCUGAUGUCAAUCUAAGAUCACUUUCCUUUAUUAAUUCUUCCACCUCUCUUCAAAUUCUUCACCUCUCUGAGAACUCUCUGCUUAAUUCUUCAAUAUUUUAUUGGAUAGCCAAUGUCAGCAGCAACUUUGUCCAUAUUGAUCUCCGUGACAACAAUCUUGAAGGUCCCAUCCCAGAUGUCUUCAAAAGCAUGCUUUCUCUAGCAUCACUAGAUCUCUCUUUCAAUCAACUUGAAGGUGGGAUACCAAAAGGCUUUCAAAACUUAUGCAGCUUAGAGUCGUUGACCUUAUGGUCAAACCAAUUGUCUGAAAACAUUGAGGACUCUGUUAAAACCUUGUCUUGUGCUGAGAACACACUUGAGACCUUGGACUUGAGUGAUAACCAGUUUUGGGGGUCGUUGCCGGAUUUGGCACGUUUUUCAAAGUUAAGAGUGUUAUAUCUUAGCGGGAAUCAACUAAAUGGGUCUGUACCCGAGAGUGUCGGGCAACUCUCUAGCCUUGAAACAUUAUUUCUCCCCGGGAAUUCUUUGAGUGGUGUCUUAACAGAAGCCCACUUUUUGAACCUCUCUCGUUUACAGAUUUUGGAUCUUUAUGGUAAUCGUUUCUCUAUCAACCUGAGCUCUGAUUGGAAUCCACCAUUUCAACUUACUGAUUGGUUAGACAUGUCCUCUUGCAAGGUGGGCCCAGCUUUUCCCAAGUGGAUUCUAACGCAGACAAAUCUUACUUAUCUUGAUCUCUCUAAUGCUGGACUAUCAGGAAAACUGCCGAAUCUGUCAUCGACAAGCUUGCGUUAUGUUAACUUGUCUUCUAAUCUACUUUCUGGUGCAGUGCCAUCAUUUUCUCCUAUGCUCACGGAGUUGUAUCUCUCGAAUAACAUGUUUUCUGAGCCGUUGUCUUCCUUCUGUGCAACGCAGGCUCCACAUUUAAGUUAUCUUGACAUUUCUAAGAACCUAUUGUCUGGGGAGCUUCCUAAUUGUUGGAUGCAAUUUCGAGAAUUGGAAAUGUUGAAUUUGGGAAAGAAUAAAUUAUCUGGAAAAAUACCAAGCUCGUUAGGCAAUCUACAGGGAAUUUUGACAUUGCAGUUAAAUGAUAACAACUUUUCAGGAGAAUUGCCUUCUUUAGAGAACUGUACCGGAUUAUUGAUGGUUGACCUUGGCAACAAUAACUUGUCGGGAAAGAUACCAACAUGGAUUGGCCAAAGCCUAACAAACUUGGUGAUUCUACGCUUACGGUCCAAUGAGUUCAAUGGAAUCAUACCCUUCUCACUGUGCAAGCUAGCCACCAUUCAUGUCUUGGACUUCUCUCACAACAAUAUUUCAGGAGGCUUGCCACAUUGCUUCAAUAACAUAACCGCUUUGGCUGAUGAUUCGGGAGUUUAUGAUGUUAUUGUGGAACUUGUGUGGAAAGGAAUAGAAAUUGAGUUUCCCAAUAUUACAGGUUUGAGAAGCAUUGACAUUUCAAGCAACUAUUUGAUUGGGAAAAUUCCGCAAAGCAUAGCAAAUAUGACACAGUUGAUUUCUCUGAACUUGUCAAGAAACAAUUUGAUGGGAAAGCUUCCUGAAAACUUUGGUAACUUGAAGAUGUUAGAAUCUCUUGAUUUGUCAAGAAACCAGAUAUCUGGUAAAAUUCCUGCAAGUUUUGCGAGCUUAAACUUUCUAAGUGUCUUGGACUUAUCAUACAACAACUUGUCAGGAAGAAUUCCAACUAGCACUCAACUUCAAAGUUUUGAUGCUUCUAAAUAUAUGGGAAAUCUUGGACUUUGUGGACCACCGCUGACACCAAAUUGCUCACGAGAUGGAGCAACUCAAGCUGAUGAUAACAAAGAACAUGAUAAAGAUGGUCUCAUAAGCCUGGGAUUCUUUAUCAGUGUAGUGCUGGGAUUCGUCACUGGAUUUUGGAUGGUCUGCGGCAGUUUACUGCUUAAGACUUCUUAUAGAUAUGCUUAUUUCAGAUUCCUGGACAAUGCAAAAGAUUGGAUUUUUGUCAAAACUUCUGUGUACAAGGCAGAAGUGCGGAGGACACUUCAAAGAUAAAUGGAGAUUCUGGCAUUCAGGGAUAUGACCCUAAUUAUCCCGGAAGUAAAAAAAAUUCAAGGCUUCAUGUUGAAGGUUUUCAGAUGUCGUUGCUUUCUCUUUCAGCAAGCAGAAAUAACUAUUAUGCUUGUUUCUCUUGAGAAAUGUGUAUGAAUAAUGGAUUGUAUGUAGUAUGAGCUGGUAUAACUUUUGAUUCCAUGCAACAAGACCUCUAUUUAGCUUCCUAAUCUUUCUGGCUGUAAUUUAAACAUAUCUUUCUCGAUUGAUUUCAAAGUAAUUGGCUGCAAUUAUAUAUUGUUC
Rosa rugosa (rugosa rose) is the source of this 3455-nucleotide messenger RNA. Its product is annotated as receptor-like protein EIX2. Gene Ontology annotation, molecular function: protein binding. The record is from RefSeq and is a predicted model, not a curated record. The transcript has 3 exons. Bases 54 to 3155 code for a protein of 1033 amino acids. Lineage: Eukaryota; Viridiplantae; Streptophyta; Magnoliopsida; Rosales; Rosaceae.